Molecule: messenger RNA, 759 nt
Organism: Boleophthalmus pectinirostris (great blue-spotted mudskipper)
Lineage: Eukaryota; Metazoa; Chordata; Actinopteri; Gobiiformes; Gobiidae
Product: claudin domain-containing protein 1-like
Exons: 4
Coding region: 1-759 (252 amino acids)
Cellular component (GO): membrane
Source: RefSeq, a predicted model, not a curated record
AUGGUUGACAACCGUUUCGCCACCGCUUUGGUCAUCGCCUGUGUGCUCAGCCUCCUGGCCACCGUGUAUCUGUCUGUGGCCAUCGGGACCCAGCACUGGUACCAGUACAGCAGCCCCACGGUGCGCGGCGAAGCAAACGCAUCUGACCUGCGCUCUCUCUACGAAGAGUUCAUGGAUGGAGAGUUUGACGAGAAAACGUACAGUGACACGCUUUUCCGCCUGAACGGAACAGUGGGCCUCUGGUGGCGGUGCGUUUUGGUGCCAGCCAACGCUCAGUGGUACAAGGAUCCAGAUACCAAGUUUGUCCUGGAGUGCCGAAGCUUCACUCUCUCUCAGCAGUUUAUACCCAAGUACAAAGAACCAGGCAAUCACAACAGUGGAGAAGACCUGCUGCGUACCUACCUGUGGAGGUGCCAGUUCCUGCUUCCUCUGGUGUCUCUGGGUCUGAUAGUGUUGGCAGCGCUCAUUGGGUUCUGUGCUUGUCUGUGCCGAAGCCUCACCCCAACCCUGGCCAUAGGAGUAUUUCACUUAAUUGCCGGUCUGUGUACUUUGGCCACAGUGUGCUGCUAUCUGGCUGGAAUGGAUCUACUUCACCGUGUAUCAAUGCUUCCAGAUAAGGUGGAUGGGGCCUUAGGUUGGUCCUUGUAUUUGGCCCUGAUUUCCUCCCCUCUCCACAUGAUGUCUGCUGCUCUGCUGGUGUGGGCUGCGCGAAGCCACAGUCAAAACUACUACCGGAUGACUGCCUACAGGGUUGCAUAG